CCCUGCCUAUUUGGCUGCGACGCACACAGAGAGCUCAACAAUUUGCCCGCAUUCAUUUGUCUCCAUCAGCAGAAGCCAUGAAGAGCCUUUUCAUUUCUCUCACUGUGGCGCUGUUUGCCACCGCAGUCUUCUCUCAGCAGAAUAUCACAAUCAACCUGCGAGUGUUCCCAGCAAAGAGCAUCGCUGGAGUGGUCCAGCUAAGCCUUAUCAAUGACCAAAAUCAGACAGAAUACGCCUUCAAUGUCACUGAAGCGCGCGACAUCUGCACUAAUAUUGGAUUCAGCUUCGCCACCAAAGACCAAGUCAACGAAGCCCUCAACAGGGGUUUAGAAACUUGCAGGUUUGGCUGGAUUGAUGAGCAUUAUGCAGUUAUCCCCCGUAUCAAGGCACUUAAGAACUGCGGCCAAAACCAAGUCGGCUUGCUCCCAUGGAGAGCCGCGCUGGACAAAAAGUUUGAUGUGUUUUGCUUUAUCCAAUCAGAAUACACAGAGCAAGACCCCAUCAGCCCUACCCCCUCCCUCCUCAUUGUCAACCUUUCUUUGACCCCCGACCUGUCUGUGCUGGAGAGCCUGGACGUGUCUCAGUUCGCCCGUUUAGCCAGCAAUGAACAGAGCUCCGGGAAAAGAAAAGUGGUGCUCAUCUCCUCAGUGUGUGUUGUUCUCCUUGUUGCAAUAGCCGUCUUUGCAUACAUGAAAGUGAAGAGGCAAUCCCAGAGAGCUGACGUGAUUCAAGAGUGUGGAGACGUCAUUGAGAUUGCAAGUUGAAUGAUGACUUCAAAAUAUUGGCCGGUUUGAUUUCACCUUUAAUGAGUUUGCACAUCUGAUUUUACACCGUGCCGAUUGUUUUGUGUCUAUUCUUAAAGGCAGCAGCUUGUAAGGCUGUAUAUAACCUCUACAUCACAAUCACAAUCGUUUUGAAGAUUGAUUCCUUGUUUUUAUUGUUUCGAUCUUGCGUGCAAGUAAAUGAGACUUUAAAGAAUUUGACUAUAUAUCAUUUAUCUGUGUGUAAUGGUCCAAACUAAAGUAUGUGCCAAGCUCUC
Molecule: messenger RNA, 1039 nt
Organism: Syngnathus typhle (broad-nosed pipefish)
Lineage: Eukaryota; Metazoa; Chordata; Actinopteri; Syngnathiformes; Syngnathidae
Gene: lyve1a
Product: lymphatic vessel endothelial hyaluronic receptor 1a
Exons: 6
Coding region: 78-764 (228 amino acids)
Biological process (GO): cell adhesion
Cellular component (GO): plasma membrane
Molecular function (GO): hyaluronic acid binding; transmembrane signaling receptor activity
Source: RefSeq, a predicted model, not a curated record